Messenger RNA from Spea bombifrons (plains spadefoot toad), 1160 nucleotides. RefSeq names its product frizzled related protein (gene FRZB). The coding region runs from base 1 to 960 and encodes 319 amino acids. Gene Ontology annotation, cellular component: cytoplasm. The transcript is spliced from 6 exons. Gene Ontology annotation, molecular function: Wnt-protein binding. Gene Ontology annotation, biological process: canonical Wnt signaling pathway; non-canonical Wnt signaling pathway. The record is from RefSeq and is a predicted model, not a curated record. Lineage: Eukaryota; Metazoa; Chordata; Amphibia; Anura; Pelobatidae.
AUGAAUCCUGCAGGGGAGUUUGGGUCAGGAUCUCUUUUGGCAGUUUUGGGGAUCUUCUUCAUCUCCUUUCCCAGGACACAAGGUGCAUCUUGUGAGCCGGUAAAGAUCCCCAUGUGCAAACCCAUGCCCUGGAACAUGACUAAAAUGCCCAACCACCUUCACCACAGCACCCAGGCUAAUGCCAUCCUGGCGUUCGAGCAAUUUGAAGGCCUGCUUAAAGUUGAUUGCAGCAAGGACCUGCUCUUCUUCCUCUGUGCCAUGUAUGCCCCGAUUUGUACCAUCGAUUUUCAGCACGAGCCAAUUAAACCGUGCAAAUCGGUGUGCGAAAGGGCCAGGACCGGCUGCGAACCGAUUAUGCAGCGAUUUGGACAUAGGUGGCCAGAAAACCUGGCAUGCGAAGAGCUGCCGGUCUAUGAUCGAGGGGUCUGCAUCUCCCCCGAAGCCAUCAUCACCGUGGAACAAGGAACGGACCCAAUGCCAGACUUUCCCAUGGAUGCAAAUAAUGGAAAUUGUGGUGGAGCUGCAAGUGAGCAUUGUAAAUGCAAGCCCAUGAAAGUAUCUCAAAAGACCUAUCUUAAAAAUAAUUACAAUUAUGUAAUUCGAGCAAAAGUUAAAGAAGUCAAAGUGAAAUGCCACGAUGUCACGGUCGUCGUUGAAGUGAAAGAGAUUAUCAAGUCCUCACUCGUCAACAUUCCUAAAGAUACAGUAACACUUUAUACCAACUCAGGCUGCUUGUGCCCGCAGCUUGUGGUCAACCAGGAAUAUAUAAUAAUGGGUUAUGAAGACAAGGAACGUACAAGACUCCUUUUGGUCGAAGGAUCUGUGGCUGAAAAGUGGAGGGAACGUCUUGCUAACAAAAUUAAGCGCUGGGAUCAGAAACUCCAGCGUCCAAGAAAAAGCAAAGCUCCUGUUGCACAGAAUGCCAAUAAAAACAGCAACUCAAGACAAUUGCAUAGUUAGACUAAUGGAAAAUUGUAUGUAAAACUUAGUGGACCUCUGUACUGAGAUUUACAGCGUUGGAGCAUCAAAGAAGAAAUUGCACUAUUGGACCUUAUAAUCUAUUGUUUACUACAAGAUAUCGAUGUAGCUGUUUGUAGUUCUUCUCUUUUCUAAUUCUAUUUUGCACGAUUUUCUAAGCAAUAGAUGUAUUCCACUUACAA